Messenger RNA from Lotus japonicus, 750 nucleotides. Its product is annotated as basic blue protein-like. The record is from RefSeq and is a predicted model, not a curated record. Gene Ontology annotation, molecular function: electron transfer activity. NCBI's taxonomy places the organism in Eukaryota, Viridiplantae, Streptophyta, Magnoliopsida, Fabales, Fabaceae. Gene Ontology annotation, cellular component: plasma membrane. The transcript has 2 exons. The coding region runs from base 101 to 469 and encodes 122 amino acids.
AGUUCAUUCCCAAUCCACUCAUCAUCACCUCCAAAUCUCUCUCUCUUUAUUUUGCAGUGUGAUCUCUAUCAGUGAGAUAGUGCAAAUCAGUAACUAGAAGAUGGCUUUGGGAAGAGGCAGUGCAAUAAUGGUGCUACUUGUCUGCUUUUUGGCGCUUCACUCUGAGAUGGCUCAUGCUGCUACCUACACUGUUGGAGGUGCAGGAGGUUGGACCUUUAACACUGUUGGCUGGCCCAAAGGAAAGCGCUUUAGAGCUGGGGACACACUUGUGUUCAAAUAUGGCGCUGGGGCACACAAUGUGGUGGCGGUGAACAAGGCAGCUUAUGACACCUGCAAGACUCCAAGAGGAGCAAAAGUGUAUCGGUCAGGGAACGAUCAGAUCAGGCUCACCAGAGGACAAAACUACUUCAUCUGCAAUUAUGUCGGUCACUGCGAAUCUGGAAUGAAAAUUGCAAUCAACGCUGCUUAAUUAAUUGCCUCUUUGUACUACUUCAACUUGACAAACUUAUAAUUAUCUGUGUACGCUUUUAUACUUAAUUAUACGUACGUAAUGAAUGAAUGUAUUUGCAAUGUUAAUUGCAUAUACUAGCUACUUUUUAAUUGUACUACUGUUAAAUUCUCUUUUCACUUCCUGAAUCUGGGUCAGUAAGUGAUCAUGGGAGAUAUAGGAGAGAGUGUGAAGAAAAGUUGUGCGAUGUAUGAGUCAUGGUUCUAGUAUCAAUAAAUAUAUAUGUCGCGGUCAUUGAUAUA